UGUUUAGUGUGCCAUUGACGCUGAAUGCUGACGGUUCGUCGUCGUCGUAGUCGCUGUCGCUAUCGUUGGCGUCGCAUUUCCGUUGCCGUUAAAACGCGUCGCUAUAUAUGUACCAUAUAUAAAUAAAAUAAAAUACAUGAAGCGUGUGAAUUGGACUUAAAUCAAAGGUGUCUCUGUCAAUGGUGUUAAAUGCGAAUGUUAAUGAGAUUAAACACUGCGUUCUUUUCUAUUACCAUCAUUUGUGCUGAUUUCUAGUUUUUCUAUUGCUCACAUUUCACUGUUGCAUUGUGUAAUCUGAUAAUCUGAAACGCCGAACGCGCCGCGUUCACUGUUGCAUUUUUAAUGCAAUAACUAAAUUGCUAUUUACCGCAAUCGAUUUUCAUUGGCGGCCACCUGACGGCAACAACAGCGACAGCGGCAAGCGAGCAAUGUCCUUUCUCUCGCCCCUGCUGCGCCUAGAGAACUUGUCCACGGAGCCUAUCAUGAGUCUGGAUCAUGUGCCCGAGGCUCAGCGCUACAACAAAGACAACAUUGUCGCCCAAUGGUGUGCUCCCAUCAAUGGCAAGAUGUAUCGCAUCGAACUGGAACACGGCACCACCAGUGGACGUCGCAUGAUUUGGGUCAACGGUCGGGAGGUGCUCCGUCGUGAUUGGAUGUUCAAGCUGGUGGGCGAGGAUACGUUCAGCAUUGAACAGGCGCGCUGCAUUAUACGAGUGGAUCCUGCACCAGGUUUCAAGUACGAGUAUUUACUCUACAUAGAUGGAAAACCACAUGCCCAGUACACCGAGGAACUGACGCGUCAGUAUCGCCUUUGGCUUUACACUUGUGGGUCGAGUCAAACGGACGAAGCGGAUGCGCCUCAGGAAUAUCGCAUAAUGCUCAAGCUGGACACACUCAGUCUGUAUGUGAACGAUGAACUGCGUGAGGAGACGGCUGCAUUCGUUCACGGAGGCACAGACACGAGCUUUAUGCUCAACGAGACCAAAUUUGUGCUGCAAGCGCGAUCGAGUGGCAACAAGCAUGACGGGAUUGUGCACACGCUGCUGGCCAAUGACGAACUGGUGCCCGAGGCAAAGAUUCAACAGAUUAUGCAGGAACCCGUCUCUAUAUUGCAGACGAACUGAACAAAGCGGAGACAUUUGCAUUUGUUACUCAGAAUAUUAUUAGCGUAGAUUCUUAAUAAAAAAACUGAAAACUUUGAAUACGAAAUACUUUUCAUUCGCUUUUCUCCCACACAUAAUUAAGAAAACUGUAUUUAGUUUUACUUACACAAUAGUUUAUUCGUUUGUUUAUAUGCAUAAUUGUAACGCAAGUUGUUUACGUUCUCAAUUUCGUUUGACAUUUUGCUAGCAUUCAAAGUACUCAAAGUGCAUUAAGUAUACGUAUAAAAACAUUCAAACACAAUAAUUGAAAAACAGCAGUAUGAAAAAAGUCGCAGAAACAGACAUACAAUAGUGUUAUGUAUAAUUAAACUAAGUUUCAUUUUUCAUCAUCUUAAAAAAAUAGUAUAAAUUUAGUAGAAAUUCUAGAAAUUAAUUUUGUUUCUGGCUCUAAACUGUGUGUGUGUGUGUAACUGGAGAACUUUUCGAAUAAUAUAUUCCGCUGACUGACUGUAACUACAUUUUUUGUUUUCUUUUCUCUUUACAAUAAAACUGUGCAUUCUAAAUAUGAUUAAUGUGUUAGUAUGUACGUAUGUAUGCAUGUAUGUAUGUAGGUAUAUAAAUUAUGUUAUGUACUAUGUUAGGUAUUUAAUUGAUUGUUUGCUAUUAUUUCUUUGUGUUUAAUCAAAAACUGUUUUUUCUUCCUUCAAGUGUCUCAUAAUUUUAAAUUGCUUAUGUGUUGUCACUUUGAAUACAUUAACAAUUAACAUUUUCUUUUGUUUUUCAUUAAUUUAUUUAUCAUAUACGCGA
Molecule: messenger RNA, 1910 nt
Organism: Drosophila sulfurigaster albostrigata
Lineage: Eukaryota; Metazoa; Arthropoda; Insecta; Diptera; Drosophilidae
Product: fas apoptotic inhibitory molecule 1
Exons: 4
Coding region: 429-1124 (231 amino acids)
Biological process (GO): negative regulation of extrinsic apoptotic signaling pathway via death domain receptors; canonical NF-kappaB signal transduction; positive regulation of neurogenesis
Source: RefSeq, a predicted model, not a curated record